UCGUCACUUCCCCUGAUUCUGUAACAGCAGCUGGCGGGAACCUUUACUCACAACAACAGUACCGACUCGGUUUAGUCCUGUUUCCCCGUAUUUUAGUAAAGAUGCCCCGGGUGUUGAACGGAAUCGUGGCGGUGUGUCCUGACCUGGGGAUCGGGAUGAACGGGAACCUGCCGUGGCAUCCCACGAGACUGAAGUAAGUCCCUGUUCUGUGCAGUUUAAUGAGAGUGAAACCUUCCAUAGGACUCUGCUGUGAUAAAGUUCAUGUGACUUCAACAGCAUGUGUGUAUUUCACAGUAAUGAAUUCAAACAUUUCCGAAAGAUGACAUCCACCCCGGCAGUAGAAGGUGAGUUUGAUUCAAUUAAUUCAAAUUCAUGAAGUUAAAAGUCCUCCUCAGGAUCAGAGGGUGAAAGUUGAAGGUUUACUAGUCUGAUCAUGUGGUGAGCAAAGGUCCUUGUGAAUCUGUCCUCUUUUAUAUGUUUAUACAACCCUGCAUGAAACACAGAGGAGCUGCUAUAUACCCCCCAGAGCCCCAGUUAUUCAUUGAACUUGAAUUAUCACCUGGCUGUCAGACCAUGUUAACACAAACUGAAAAUUUAAAAGCUCUAUAAAAGUAGAAUUUGUGCCAGAGCUGUUGUUUUGGGUUGUAUUUGAUUGCCUAGGUGUUGGUUAUUUGUUGGGUGAUUUCUACAACAAAGGCAACCACAUGUUAUGGGAGCACAAGAGUUACUGACUUUGCAAAUACAUAUUUACGAUAUUUUAAAAGCAUAAUCUGGAGUCAGUGACAUAACUAACUUCCAACUAACGAACUGAUAAUCAAUUAUUUGUAACCCUUUCAUUCCUCAGGGAAGCAGAAUGUGGUGAUUAUGGGCAGGAAGACGUGGUUCUCCAUCCCAGAGAAGAACAGGCCUUUAAACAACAGGAUCAACAUCGUCCUCAGCAGACAGUGCAAGUAUGAGUCGCACACAGUUAGGACAGGUUUUAGGGGUUUUCUAUCAUGAAGUUGUGUUCAGGACAGUUAUUUGACAGAAAAAGUGACUUCCAUGGCCUGUGGUGAAUAAAAAAGUUGUCAUGAAUCAUGUUGGCCACAGGUAAGCUAUGUUAAUCAAGUGACAUGAGGUUGCAGAGAAUAUUUAUAAUUGUGUGUUAACAGGAUUGUUUUCUGAUAAAACCGACUCUGACACCUGAAAACAUCCCCUGAUAUGAACAAACACACAUUAAAAAAAAGAGUCAUAAUUCAUAUCUAUGUUCCCUUUUCUCCCUUUUCUCUGUCAGAGAGCCUCCUGCAGGUGCUCACCACCUUGCUGCUGACUUUAGCUCUGCUCUCAAACUGUUGGACACAGAGCUGGCAGACAAAGCUGACCAAGUCUGGGUCAUAGGAGGUACCUCUCUUUACAAGGUACUGAAUGGUGCAUUCAGACUGCACACUUUGGUCUAGUAACUGAACUAAUGUCUGAGAGAUGCUUACAUGAAGCUCAAUAACUGCUAACCACUUCAAACCUUUCUGUGUUGAUUACUACAAAAUUCAGAAAUAGUAAUAGAUAUACGUGUUUAUCCUCCUUGUUCUUAAAACUGUUUUUUUUAUUUAUUUAUUUUUUUUGGUUGCCUAGGAGAUGAUGGAGAGCCAGGGGAGCAGGAGACUGUUUGUCACUCGAAUCCUGAAACAGUUUGACUGCGACACAUUUCUUCCUGAAAUCAGUCCAGAUAAAUAUCGUCUGCUGCCAGAGUAAGAUCAACACACACAUCCUGAAUGCUUACAGUAUAUUUAAGCCACUGUCACAUCCACAUUUCUUACACUGUCAUACAAACUGUGUUAACUUGCAAUGGUUUUUCCCAAGUGUUCCUGAGCCCACGUAGUUAUAACCUUGAUAGAAUAAUGUUGGUUUUUAAUGCAGUGCUGCCUGAGGAAUGGAAGGUCACAGGCAUUCAAUGUUAGUUUUUUGGUCUUGCUGCUUAACGUGAAGAGAUUUCUCCAGCCUCUCAUCGUUGAGCCAAUCUGGGAUGCUCCUGUUUAUACCUAAUCGUGACACCUACCUGUUAUUAAUGAAUCUGUACACUUGUGGAAUGACAAACAAAUAUUUUUGGAGCAUUCCUCAGUUUUCUCAGUCUUCUGCUGCCUCUGUCUUGAGUUUUCUGGGAGAUGUUGCAGCAUCAAAUUUACAAUGAGAGAAUAUUUGCCAAAACAACAAAGUUGAUCAAUUUGAAAAUGUCUUGUCUUUGUGGUGUUUUCAAUCUAUUCUUGUUUCUUCUGCAGGUUUCCAGGUGUGCCAAAAGAGCUGCAGGAGGAGAAUGGCAUCCAGUACAGAUUUGAAGUCUAUGAGAGUAUAGACAAGUGAAGAGGGAUUACAAGGACCAAAGAAAUUGCUUUUUUUUGUUAAAUUUCCAGUUAUAAUGUACUCUGGUUUAAGCCGGAAAGUCCUGCUGUGUAGUUGUUUACAGGCAGGGAGCCUGUAUGUAGAAUAGUGUAAAUAAAAAAAAAACAUGCUCACUAUUCUGUGAUCAGAUGUCAACAGCAGGGUUGUACCUGCUUUCUAGGAGGAACAUAGAGGAAACUCAGAUCUGAGGGACAGAAAUGUGGCUUGUUGUGGAGUAAAAGUGAAUACUGAUGAUUUCAUCAUUAUGUUGUGUCUCUUAUCCAUCUGUACAUUCCCACUGAGAUUGCAGUGAUCUGAUUGGAUAAAUUAAAGGUAUUUACUUGACUUUGAAA
Xyrichtys novacula (pearly razorfish) is the source of this 2705-nucleotide messenger RNA. The record is from the annotation of a GenBank genome assembly. Lineage: Eukaryota; Metazoa; Chordata; Actinopteri; Labriformes; Labridae.